Dromaius novaehollandiae (emu) is the source of this 3666-nucleotide messenger RNA. RefSeq names its product carbonic anhydrase 13-like. The coding region runs from base 727 to 1497 and encodes 256 amino acids. The transcript is spliced from 8 exons. Gene Ontology annotation, molecular function: carbonate dehydratase activity; zinc ion binding. The record is from RefSeq and is a predicted model, not a curated record. NCBI's taxonomy places the organism in Eukaryota, Metazoa, Chordata, Aves, Casuariiformes, Dromaiidae.
AGCGCCGGGAGUAAAGCGCGCCGGGACCGGAGAGCUCCGCGCAGUGCGCUGCGCUCGCGGAGCAGACGUGCCCCACGCACAGACACCCCCCCGCCCCCACUACGUGCGUGUCCGGCUGCUCAUGAAACUUGGAGAAGGCGGUUGCGUUGGGUUGCGUUGGUGGGAGCGCGCCCGCCCCAGACCGCGACGGCAGCAGCCGGGUGCGCGGCCGCGGGUCACCGCCGUGCCGCGGCGCUGGGGCGGCGGGACACGGGGUCCCUUGGGGACCGGGGGGGGCGGCUCACACCUCGGCGGGGCCCCCGCGCCUCCGGGGACCCUCCGCGACCCGGACCCAGCCGGGACGGGGCGGGCCGCGCGGGUGCGCAGCGCAGCAGGUUUCUUAUCGGCGCCGGAGCAUCGGGGCGUCGCCGCUCGCCGGCUUCAAAGCGGGCGGCGGUGCCGCGACGGGCGCUUUUCCCUGCGCAGCCCGGCGCGGCUCAGCCCGGCGCGGCUCGGUUCGGCACACACCAUGCUGCACUGGGGGUACGACGAGCACAACGGCCACCUGAUCAGGAAGAGGAUGUAGAUGAGGCCUUCUACAGACAGCUGGAAGUAGCCUCAAAAUCACAGGCCCUGGUUCUUACGGGGGACUUUGACCACCCUGAUAUCUGCUGGAGGAACAACACAGCAAGGCACAAGCAAUCCAGGAGGCUCCUGGAGAGUAUUGGUGAUAACUUCCUGACACAGAUGGUGGAGGGGCCAAUGAGAAGAGGGCCUGCCCACUGGAAGGAGGUUUUCCCCGUCGCUAAUGGAGACCGCCAGUCCCCCAUUGACAUCAAAACUGAGGAAACCAAGUAUGAUCCCUCUCUCCGUCCUCUAAAUCCCAACUAUGAUCCGGCUUCUGCAAAAAUCAUCCUUAACAAUGGCCAUUCCACCAGUGUUGAAUUCGACGACACCGUGAACAAAUCAGUGCUGACGGGGGGGCCGCUCAGCGGGACGUACCGCCUGCGCCAGGUUCACUUCCACUGGGGGUCCAGCGACGACGCUGGCUCCGAGCACGCGGUGGACGGCGUCAAGUACGCAGCAGAGCUUCAUGUGGUUCACUGGAACUCAGAAAAAUAUUCCAGUUUCGUUGAGGCGGCUCGUCAGUCCGACGGAUUAGCAGUCAUGGCCGUAUUUCUAAAGAUUGGUGAAUGUAACCCUCAGCUGAAGAAGAUUACUGACCGCUUGGACACGAUCAGGAUCAAGGGUAAAAGAGCGCUCUUCACAAACUUUGAUCCUAGCUGUCUGCUGCCCAAAUCCCUGGACUACUGGACAUAUUUUGGCUCUCUCACUGUUCCACCUCUGCUUGAAAGUGUCAUCUGGAUCGUUCUGAGAGAGCCCAUAAGUGUUUGUUCUGAACAGCUAGCCAAAUUCCGCAGCCUCCUGAGCACGGCUGAGGAUGAGGCAGCCUGCUGUCUGCUGAGGAACUACCGGCCUCCCCAGCCGUUAAAGGGACGAGAAGUCAGAAGGAAUUAAAGGAAUAAAGCAAGAACCGGCCACCUCCAAAACCAUUUAGGAGGCAGAAUUAAUUUUAAUAGUUUAAUAUAGUUUGUGAUUUUUUUUUUGUGAGUUGUUAUAACAAAUAGGUGUUAUUUUAUUAUUGGUUACCAUGCAGUCAUUUCUCACAGACAAAUAUGUCCUGAGUUGUUGCAAUUUCAUCAGUGUUAGCUGGUCCAAAUGUAUUUGAGUGCAUUGGUAUGACAGUGUUGAGAUAUUAGUGUUACAUGCACGGAGUGCAGUGCUAAUCUUAAGGGCCAGAAAUGGUGAAGGAGUUGUCCAGAAUUUGCCACCAAAUUACUGAAGAGGAUCCCUGAUGUUAAUGGCAGUAAAGCUAUUGUGGGACUAUGCUUCUGGUCUCUAACAUAAGAGAUAGCCUCUACGUGAGCCUUUGCACUGUAGUUCUUUAGGAAAAAAUAUUUCAAGGCUGACAUAAUUUCCUCACUGACCUCUGGGAUACCAUGCUAACCUUCCUGCAAAAAACAGCAGCAAGUAACAGCACUUAAAUCCAUGGGCUAGAUAGAAGUAAUACAGAUAUCUAUAUGAUCCUUUUGUUCUGACUGCUUCAUAGCAGUGAUGAUGUACUGAUUGAAUGAAAAAAAAAAAGGAAAUAGUAAGGAUUGUGUAUAUUGUGGGAUCACGUCAGGGGGAUGAGGUGUUCCUAAAUUCUACCCCGUAUACUAAUGAAACUGUCCUGAAACUUGCAAAACUGCAAGGCGGAAGGGCAGAGCGGGCUCUGUUUGCACCCACCAAAAUCCAGCCUGGUGCAUCUGGCGAUCAUAAGGGACUACAUGUCAUAGUCCCGGACCGUAGACAGUCCAAGGACUAGUACGUCACAGUAGCAUGGUGCUCCUACCACCGAUGGGUGCUGAGGGCGAAGGGAGCACUCUUGUUCUGGCCUGUUUCCUAGCAGACCCAUUGCCCGCCGCGGUCGGAGACGCACAUCGCCCACCCCACGUCUCGCAGUGGAGAACAGCCUGCCUUUGGCACGUUACGCCUCCUGCGAAACCUGCUAAAGCUUUGCUGGCAGUGUAGGUGGCCCCAAAUAGCUGCACUUUUAAUAGUCCAAGACCAAAGAUAGCCUUUAGAGCACGACAAAGAAAUCGUAAUCAAGUCAAUAUCUAAUGAAAGAUCAACCUUAAUAGCAAUACCUUCAAGUGACUGUCUUCAUGAAUUGACUUGAGCCUGUAUUUCUCUCAGGAAUUUUUGUUAUUUGAAUGUAAUUGUUUUAUGCCAAAUUUAUUUUUAUUAUUUUUAAUGAACUUGCCAUAGGAUGUAGUUAGUAUAGGAUUAGAUUACCCUCAGACUGUGAGAACUGUGUAGUGAAAGCCAAAGAUACCUGAGAGAGGCAACUAGAGACUUCAUGGGCAGCCAGUACCACCAGCCCCUGUAGUACUUCUGACUAAACUGAUUUUCUGCCAUUGAGCUCCAUGAAUUUGUUCUUUCACAGGUUUCAUAGGCUGUGCCUCUUGCCUCAGCAGGUCUUUUGACCUUAGAUAGACAAAUAUGAGGGAAAUCACAAACUGGAUUGACUUUAUGUUCAUAUUUAUAACUGAAUAAAAUAGACGUAGAGACAUAGAUAUUUUAGCUUAGUUUAAGAUAGGUGGAUAUUUUUGUCCUCUCCUCCCCAGAAUAUAGCUAGUAUUGCUGCAAGGCCUCUCCGCCUUAUGAAUGUUUUCUGAAGGCACAAGCACAAAUAGGUCAUGGGAGGAAUAAAAGGCAUUUGGCAGCAGCAAGUACUAGUACUAACCACGGGGAAAAACCUGCAGGCACUUUUUUGUUUUCCAGCAUGGGGAGAAGAAUCCAGCUGGAAAGACCUCAGCCUGGUCCCUUCUGAGUGAGGGCUUGUGGAAAGUGUGUGUGGAGAGAGCGCGAGUGUGUUGUGUAUUUUCACACCCCUUUUUUAAGAUUUAGUGUUGCAUCUGAUAUAUUUCCCUAUUGUGUAAGUAGCUGCAGAACAUGAACAAAUUGUUUACAAGUUGUAUGAAGGUUAUAAAGUUUGUUUGCCUCAGAAGAGGAAGUAAUAAGCCUACUACUUCAUGUCAGAAGCAAAAAUUUCAGAUGUUUUUACACAUUGAAAACAGUGGAGUUGAUCCAGAGCUUUGAUAUUUAUAAGGAUUUUAUCAAAAUAAAAAUGGAUUUUAUGAA